This is a messenger RNA of Frankliniella occidentalis (western flower thrips), 936 nucleotides long. Its product is annotated as polycystic kidney disease 2-like 2 protein. The transcript has 4 exons. Lineage: Eukaryota; Metazoa; Arthropoda; Insecta; Thysanoptera; Thripidae. Bases 1 to 936 code for a protein of 311 amino acids. The record is from RefSeq and is a predicted model, not a curated record.
AUGCCGUCGACGUGGACGCUGAUGAACCUGCUGAUGCUGGGCUGCUGCUGGGCCGCCAUCUGGUUCGGCCUGAACCGCUACGAGGAGGCGACGCGCGUCCUGCUCGCCAUGCAGGCCGAGGGCCUGGCCGCCUCGCAGCGCGUCGAGCGCUUCUUCUACUACGAGUACGGCGGCGUCCGCCUCGUGGCCUGCGUCGUCUUCAUGAUGUGGCUGCGAACCUUCCAGUACCACCGCGUCACUACCCAGGUGUUGGAGACCUUACAACGCUCGCGUUUCGACCUGGUGAGCUACUUCUUCAUGUACGUGGUGCUGCACUGCGCCUUCGCCCAGGCCGGUUACUAUCUUUUCGGCGACCAGAGCUCGGCCUUCAAGACGUUCUCGGAGAGCUUGCUCGCCGUCCUCGCCAUCGCGCUCGGCGAGAUGGGCUCGGACGUGUUCAUCCGCGCGCACUGGGUGGUGGGGCCGCUCUUCUUCAUCCUGCUCAUUUUCGUCAUCAUCUUCGUCUUCCACAACAUGUUCUUCGUCAUCCUGUCGUACAACUACGACUCGGUGCGCGAGGAGCGCAGCCAGCUGGACCGCGGCCUCAACUUCAUGUCCUUCAUGAAGAACGGCUUCCGCAACUUCUGCAAGAUGCGCGGGCUGCGUCUGCCGCCCCACGACCCGCUCGUCGACAUGGAGCGCCGGCUGAUGCGCUGCGGCUUCAGCCCGGGCUCGCUGCAGGCCUUCCGGGCGUUCCUCAAGCCGCGCCAGCAGCAGCAGGAGGCCAAGGGCCGCGGCGUCGGCCUCGAGCUGCAGCCCAACAUGGCGAGCCUGGCGGACCUGAACGCCGUCGAGGACGAGAUCGCCCUGAUGGAGCGGGAGCUGCUGCAGGCCAAGAGCGAGAUCAGCAGCCUGGUCAGCUCGCUCUCGGGUGACUUUGCCGGCAUGGAGAGCUGA